GCGUGGGCAACGCAGACAGACAUCUCUAAAAUGCAGCACUCAGCCGUCCACUCCAUUUCCCUCCUCGACUCCCUCCUCCUCCUCCUUCCAUCCUCCUCCUCCGACGCCGUCCAAACCAGAUCCCACGCUCGGCAACUCCACGCCCUCCUCCUCAAGUGCCACCCGCGCCCCUCUCCUCUCCUCUUCUCCCUCUACACCUACCUCGGCCUCGUCGGCGACGCCCUCCGCGCCUUCGCCUCUCCUCCCACCCCCUCCCCCGCCUGCUACGCUGCCGUUAUCCGCUGCUCCUCCGCCCGCGGCCUCUUCCACCACUCCCUCUCCGUCUUCGCCCGCCUCCGCUCCUCCGGUGCUCCCCUACCCCACGCCCUCCUCCCCUCCGUACUCAAGUCCUCCGCCGCCCUUAGGGACCCGCGCCUCGCUGAAACCCUUCACGGAUUCUUGAUUCGCUCCGGUUGGCUCUCCGACCUCUUCUCCUCCAAUGCCCUCAUGAACACGUACUGCAAAUUAUGCCAUGAUGCCGACGACCACGCGCGGACGACCACAGCUGGUGUUUCUAAAUGCUUGCCAAAAUUUGACUGUUUGGGAAGCGUCAGAAAGGUGUUCGACGAAAUGCCUGAACGAGAUGUCGUCUCGUGGAACACUUUGAUUGCAGGGGCUGCGGAAGUUGGAAUGUAUUUUGAAGCUUUAUCCAUGGUCAGGGACAUGGGCGUCUCUGGUCUGAAGCCUGAUUCAUUCACUUUGUCGAGCAUUCUUCCAAUCUUUGCUGAAUAUGUUGAUGAUUACAAGGGAAUGGAGAUUCAUGGCUUUGCAAUAAGGCACGCAUUUGAUUCAGACGUGUUCAUCGGGAGUAGCUUGAUCGACAUGUAUGCCAACUGCACAAAUGUGGAAUAUUUAUGCCGUGUGUUCGAUAAUUUACCCAACCCUGAUUCCAUAUCAUGGAAUUCGAUUAUAGCUGGUCUAGUACAAAAUGGCAUGUUUGAUGAGGGGCUCAAAUUGUUCCGAAAGAUGCUGAUUCUUCAGAUAAAGCCAAUGUCAGUGACUUUCUCAAGCAUCAUGCCUGCUUGUGCUCACUUGACUACAUUGCAUCUCGGAAAGCAGCUUCAUGGUUAUGUCAUUCGAGGUGGAUUCGAUAAGAAUGCUUUCGUAGCCAGCUCGCUUAUUGAUAUGUAUGUGAAAUGUGGAAAUAACCGUAUUGCUCGGCGAGUCUUUGACAGGAUACAAUCUCCGGAUAUCGUCUCAUGGACUGCAAUGAUUAUGGGAUACGCCUUGCAUGGACCAGCAAAAAAAGCACUAUCACUGUUCCAGCAGAUGGAGAUGGAAAAUGUGAAGCCUAAUCAUGUGGCAUUUGUGGCAGUAUUAACUGCUUGUAGCCAUGCUGGUUUAGUCGACGAGGCUUGGGAUUACUUCCAUAGAAUGUCUAAGGAUUACAGGAUCACUCCCAGAUUGGAGCAUUAUGCAGCUGUUGCUGACCUUCUUGGUCGAGCUGGGAAGCUGGAUGAAGCCUAUGAUUUUAUUUCCACCAUGCACAUAAAACCUACAGCAAGUGUUUGGUCUACCUUGCUGGCAGCUUGUAGGGUUCAUAAGAAUGCCGAAUUAGCUGAGAAAAUAGCUCAAAAAAUCUUUGAGAUUGAGCCCAGAAACUUGGGAUCGCAUGUUCUCAUGUCAAAUAUUUAUUCAGCUGCUGGUAGAUGGAAAGAAGCGACCAAAGUAAGAAUGACGAUGAAACACAAGGGGAUGAAGAAGCAACCGGCUUGUAGCUGGAUCGAAGUGCAAAAUGAUUUACAUGGAUUUGUGGCGCAUGAUACAUCUCACCCAUGGUAUAAUGAGAUAAUAAAGGCAUUAGAAGUUUUAAUGGAAUUAAUGAAACGUGAUGGUUAUGUACCUAACACUGAGGAUGUGCUGCAUGAUGUCGAAGAAGAGCAGAAGAGGCAUAUGCUAUGCGGUCACAGUGAAAGGCUUGCGAUAGCAUUUGGCAUAAUAAGAACUCCUCCAGGAACUACCAUUAGAGUAACAAAGAACCUUCGAGUAUGUGUUGAUUGUCAUACCGCAACAAAAUAUAUCUCAAGGAUUGUUGGAAGGGAGAUAGUUGUUAGGGAUUUGAACCGCUUCCACCAUUUCAAGGAUGGGGAUUGUUCGUGCGGGGAUUAUUGGUAACUAAAGCAAAGAUAAAAUCACCAAGAGAAUUAAACAGUUAGUGGUUAUUGGCGUAAAUUAGAUUUGGUACAUGUUCUGAAAUACUUGAUAUGUUCCACCCCUUUAGUUGCUUGUGGAAACUAACUGCUGAAAGUCUUCAGAUUUUCUAUUUGAAGAAUUGGGGAAAGGCGGUGAUAUCUGCUCUUAUGUUCUAAACUGUUGCCUUUCAUUGAGACAACUAGAUGUUUUAGGAUGGCUGAUCAUGAAUUAAGCAAUCACGGAUACUCUUUGAUCUACAUGCCCCUGAACAUACUCUGUGAUCCAUUGAAUUUGAUCUUCUGCACAAUCAAGAUUUCUGCGACAUCAAGAUCUUCUGCCUUCGCCCUUUAUACAUUCUUAUGGCAUUAAUGUUAAGUUUCUAUGAUUUGUUUAUUUUCUUGUUGAUAUACACGCCAUAGAAGAUAAGGAAUUUGUCAGGGGAAAUGAAGAAAUAUGACAAGGAAAUGCAUGUGUUGGGCUUCAAGGUUUAGAGAAUCGUUUUGCAGGUUUGUCCUUUUUUCAAUGAUUGCUUAAAAACUAUUAAGUUUUAUGGAUUUGUGAUACUUUCUUAGUUCUUAUUCA
Zingiber officinale is the source of this 2754-nucleotide messenger RNA. RefSeq names its product putative pentatricopeptide repeat-containing protein At3g23330. Gene Ontology annotation, molecular function: protein binding; RNA binding; zinc ion binding. The record is from RefSeq and is a predicted model, not a curated record. The transcript has 3 exons. Gene Ontology annotation, biological process: RNA modification. The coding region runs from base 31 to 2154 and encodes 707 amino acids. Lineage: Eukaryota; Viridiplantae; Streptophyta; Magnoliopsida; Zingiberales; Zingiberaceae.